AUGCCAUCUUCACCACAACUUCGAGGAUCUCGUCCAAAUCAGGAGCGACGGAAUGCUCGUGAACGUAACCGAGUACAUCAGGUGAACCAUGGCUUUGACUUACUUCGUACUCGUGUACCCAAAGCUGGUGUUAACAAGAAACUCUCCAAGGCAGAUACUUUGCGAGAAGCAGUACGGUAUAUACAGUACCUACAGAGUUUACUCCAUUCCGAUGGUGGCAACAACCAGACAGUUUAUCCAGCUCCAUCGUGCUCAGUAAACUCAAACAUCUAUGCUCAUUCUGAUAUGGAAUUCGAUGUCUACUUCCCCACCUCAGCACCGGUCUCCACUACCUCCUCACAAAACCCCAGCCCUGUUCAUUCGAUGUAUUGCCCACCACCAGUACCACAACCCACUAAUCCAGGUGCUCGGCCAUUUCUGUGA
This is a messenger RNA of Haemonchus placei, 423 nucleotides long. Lineage: Eukaryota; Metazoa; Nematoda; Chromadorea; Rhabditida; Trichostrongylidae. The record is from the annotation of a GenBank genome assembly.